Capra hircus (goat) is the source of this 2895-nucleotide messenger RNA. RefSeq names its product calcium homeostasis modulator 2 (gene CALHM2). The record is from RefSeq and is a predicted model, not a curated record. The transcript is spliced from 4 exons. Bases 1283 to 2254 code for a protein of 323 amino acids. Gene Ontology annotation, molecular function: monoatomic cation channel activity. NCBI's taxonomy places the organism in Eukaryota, Metazoa, Chordata, Mammalia, Artiodactyla, Bovidae.
UGAACACUGGUCCUUUUCCCUUCAUUCCCGCACUUGAACAAGGCCAGCUGAGGGAGGCCAGCAGGUCACUCAGCAGUUCUAAGGUCACAGAACCCCAAGACUGCAGAGUGAACAGGGGUCUGGGGGUCUCUCCCUUGGUCCAGGAGGGUGGGUCAUUGACACUGUCUUUGGGCCGGGCCCUCCCCUUCAGCAUUACCGAUCCAAGACUUUUCAGCCUCAGCUUGUAUACUUCCAUAGACAGGGAUCUCACGACCAGUUUCUGGAACAGGCUGGAUAGCUCUAAUUGUUACAAAGGGCUUCAUCUGCCUCCUCGUAAUUUCCACCCACCAGUCAGAGCUCUCCCCACAGGGCCUCAGAAAACUCCUAAAGUCCAGAAUUUUCUCACUAGUGCUCCUGAGAUUCUAAGCAGCAUCUGGGGAGUGAGUGGAAGUGAGGACAGAAGAGCCAGCAGGGGGAGGGCUUGCUCAGAGAGGACCAGGAUGGGGGAGGGGGGCCUUUGUCUUUGCAUACCCCACUAGGAGUCAGCGUCAGUCUGGUGGCUCCUCUCCCCUAAUCCUGCUUGGGGCUCGGUUCUCGCUGCUUCUGUCAGUGGAGAUCAAGUACUGGGGGUGCUCCUGAAACCAGCCUGGAGGACAGGCCCAGACCAGAAAUGCCGAGGGCCCCCUGCCUAGCUCCCAAACUGGUCCCACUGGUGCAGAGCCUCUGUAGGCAGGCGGGCUAGUGCAAAACUGACUCCUCCACUUCCUCUCCUCUCCCCGCGCCGCCCGCCCUCCGCCCGCCCCCACUGCCUGGCGCCCGCCUGCCCGGAGACUGUUUUUCCACUGGCUGGGUCACACCAUCCAUCCUGCGGGGUACAGCCUCUUUUCUGGAGUUAAACUUUUCGGAAGACCUCAACAGCCCCAGGCCCUGCCGGUCUCUCCUGGGCAGAAGAAGCAAAGCGGGAGGGAGAGGGCAUGGGCUGGUCCCCACCGGGGUCUCUGAUGUUCUUGCGCCACUUGGAGAGCCCUGCCCCUCGGAGGCCAAAGCUACCGGUGCCCGCAGCAGAUCCCAGAUGAGAACACUGAAGUCCAGAGAAAAGUCAUGAAGAAUAUUGAGAGCCAGGAUCUCCUAAACCAGUCCAGGGAAGCACCCAACUGGCCACUACAGGGGAUGAAAUGGCAAGACUGUGCCCUGCCCUCCGGUGCCCACUAGCCUGCAAGCUCUCGUAGUCCCACCUGGAGCCAUCAUCCAGAUCUCCUCCUGCCUCCACCCUUGCCGUCGGUCCCCCAGCUGACCCAUCACCAUGGCAGCCUUGAUCGCAGAGAACUUCCGCUUCCUGUCACUCUUCUUCAAGAGCAAGGAUGUGAUGAUUUUCAACGGGCUGGUGGCACUAGGCACGGUGGGCAGCCAGGAGCUGUUCACCGUGGUGGCUUUCCACUGCCCUUGCUCACCAGCCCGGAACUACCUGUAUGGGCUGGCAGCCAUUGGGGUGCCGGCCCUGGCACUCUUCCUCAUUGGCGUCAUCCUUAACAACCACACCUGGAACCUGGUUGCUGAGUGCCAGUACCGGAGGACCAAGAAUUGCUCGGCUGCCCCCAACUUCCUCCUCCUAAGCUCCAUUGUGGGCCGCGCAGCUGUGGCCCCCGUCACCUGGUCUGUCAUCUCCCUGCUGCGUGGUGAGGCCUAUGUCUGUGCUCUCAGUGAGUUCGUGAACCCCUAUUCACUCAUGGUUGGAGAAAGGAGCUUCCCACUAGCCCAUGCCACAGAAAUCCUGGCCAGGUUCCCAUGCGGGGAGGGCCCUGCCAACCUGUCAGUCUUCCGGGAGGAGGUCAGCCGCAGACUCAAGUAUGAGUCCCAGCUCUUUGGGUGGCUGCUUAUCGGCGUGGUGGCCAUCCUGGUGUUCCUGACCAAAUGCCUCAAGCACUACUGCUCACCACUCAGCUACCGCCAGGAGGCCUACUGGGCGCAGUACCGCGCCAACGAGGACCAGCUGUUCCAGCGCACGGCUGAGGUGCACUCGCGGGUGCUGGCUGCCAACAACGUGCGCCGCUUCUUCGGCUUUGUGGCGCUCAACAAGGACGAUGAGGAGCUGGUCGCCAAGUUCCCGGUGGAAGGCACACAGCCGCGGCCACAGUGGAAUGCCAUCACCGGCGUCUACCUGUACCGUGAGAACCAAGGCCUCCCACUCUACAGCCGCCUGCACAAGUGGGCCCAGGGUGUGGUGGGCAACGGCAUGGCCCCGGACCAUGUAGAGAUGUCCCUGCUUCCCUCCUGAGGGUCCCGUUCCCACACUCUUGGCCAAUGACGGUAUUUGGUCCCAAACUGAACCCCACUGCCUGCUCACACCAGCAUCAGAGGGGACUUCUGUUUUCUGGCUGUGCAUGGCUUGUGGGAUCUUAGUUCUUUGACUCAGGGCUGAACCUUCGCCCUCUGCAAUUAAGGUGCACGGUCCCAAUCACUGAAUUCCCCAGAGAUUUUUUUAACUAUAGCUUUUGGGGGAAACAGGCCAGGAGAGAAACGAACACAAAGUGAAACUGGGAUAUGGGUGUGAGAGCUGGUAGACGAGGUGGGCUCUGGCAGGAAGGCCCUCAGACCUGAAGAAGUCCCCUUUCCAGUUGCCACCACCCACUUGGUAAACAGCUUUGGAGAAAAGACCCUUUCCCAGAACUGGUCCUUCAUGAACUAUGAUGUGGAGGAUGACCUCUGACUAGAGGGACCCAUUCCACCCAUGUGGGAAGCCCUGGCCAGCAGUCAGGUGAUGAUGAAACUCACCAGCAGGCUGGCGUGCAGAAGGCUAUGCAGGCCACUUGCGGAACUGCACAUGGACAGCUGGCUCGGUAUGCACAGCUGGGAAGCAGCCCUCUGGCGUAUUUAUUUUAUACACAUUUUUGAUAAAGCUUUUCUUAGUAUAAAGGA